Molecule: messenger RNA, 453 nt
Organism: Kalmanozyma brasiliensis GHG001
Lineage: Eukaryota; Fungi; Basidiomycota; Ustilaginomycetes; Ustilaginales
Exons: 2
Coding region: 1-453 (150 amino acids)
Source: RefSeq, a predicted model, not a curated record
AUGGCGACUAAUCAAUCUGGCAAGCGCCCGGCCCCUGUUGAUAGCAACGACGAUCUCUCAUGGCUUCUUGAACCCCGGGCAAAGCGCCCAGCUGGUCCGACCAACGAAGAUGCAGUGAGCGACCAAGAACUCACCCGUUACGACUCUGUCCUCGCAGCUCUCGACACCCUCAUUGCCCUGUACAAGAGCAACAUACCUCAUGACUCUGAGCUUGCUCGCCGACUGUCCGAAUUUAUCCUGGUCGAUCUCGACCUCGGCGAGGUCUGCGAUCAUCACAUCAAGGUUCAUCUGAGACAUGCACUCGGCUAUGAUAACGAAGACGGCAAGAACGAGACGGGCCGGAACUUCGUUUUAAGAGUCUUGGACGAGGGUCUCAGGCAGGCAAGUAGCGGCAGCGAAGUGUCGGCGAAAGACAGUCCUGAAACGGUACCGGACCAAUCUGUGACCGCUUAG